CUAGCAGUGCGGUUUCAGAUUACAGAAACUGAGAAGGAUAAACGUCACCCAUUUAUGCAAUUAGCAUUGCUGGAAUUAUUUGAUGGUAAGGCCUGUCGGAGGUAUACUCGAUGAGAAGCUCGGGUUUGGAAAAUAAUUCAACGCGGAAUGAUGGCGAAUUCAGCGCUCGACAACGCCAUUGCAUUCAAUAGGUUCGCUUUGAUAAUUCUGGUUUGUACAACCGGAUUGAUUUUCGGACAAAUUCGGUAUUCUAUCCCCGAAGAAAUGAAGAUAGGGUCUUUUGUUGGAAAUAUCGCUGAAGAUUUGAGACUAAAUGUACCGCAAAUGUCGACUCGGAAAUUGCGACUAACAUCCGAUGAUGGCGGACAGUACAUGGAGGUUAAUUUAGAGAAUGGGAUUUUGUCUGUUCGUGAAAGAAUCGACAGGGAGCGGCUUUGUGGACAAACAGCUGUGUGCAUUCUACCUUUUGAAAUAAUACUGGAGAACCCUUUGGUGGUGUUUCGCGGGGUAGUGGAAAUUAUUGAUAUAAAUGACAAUUCCCCAACGUUCCGAGACACUAGCUUUGUCUUACAAAUGUCCGAAGCGAUUGCACCCGGUGUACGUUUUCCCCUCGAGAGCGCGGAAGAUCCCGAUAUUGGUAUGAAUACUAUCGCUGCUUACACAAUCAGUUUUAAUGAAUAUUUUACUCUUAAAGCGCAGAGAACUCCGUCCGGCGUUAUAAAUGUUGAGUUACAGUUAGAAAAAGCACUGGACAGAGAACUGCAGGCAGCCUUUCAGUGGGUCCUGACGGCGAAUGAUGGUGGGACACCUGCAAGAUCUGGCACAACGCAGAUUCGUAUUACCGUGGUGGACUUUAACGAUAAUCCACCAGUUUUUCAUCGCGAAAUUUACAAGGCCAGUUUAAGAGAAGACGCACCCCAAGGUACAUUGGUACUGCAAGUCAAAGCAAGUGAUUUGGACGAAGGUCUGAAUGCUGAGCUAACCUAUAAUUUCAGCAGCUUAGUUCCACCAAAAGUUCUCAAAUUGUUCAGUUUGGACCCCCACACCGGGGCCAUUCGCGUUGAAGGCGGGGUAGAUUACGAAGAAGCAAACAUUUAUUCGCUGACUGUCCAAUCAGUGGACCACGGAUCACCUUCAAUGACGGGUCGCACCACAGUACUGAUUGAGUUAAUUGAUGUAAACGACAAUGCACCCGAAAUAAAAGUGACAUCUGCUCCGAGCAAUGUUCCAGAAAAUGCUCAUCCAGGAACUUUGGUAACUUUGAUCAAUGUCAUUGAUCGAGAUUCUGGAGAAAAUGGACAGUUUCAAUGUGACAUUCCUAAGUACUGUCCCUUCAGACUUCGAACAUCAACUAAAAAUCAUUAUGAGUUGAUUACCAGUGAGCCGCUGGACCGUGAAGCCGUUGCUGAGUAUAAUAUACAAUUUGUAGCUCGGGACUUUGGGUCGCCUUCACUGUCAACAAAUAAAACCAUCCAGAUUGCAAUAUCUGAUGUAAACGAUAACGCCCCGCGGUUUGGUGAAUUGUCAUACAACUUGUAUGUUAUGGAGAAUAACGAUCCAGGUACGUCUAUUUUUGCAGUAACUGCAACAGAUCCUGAUCGGAACCAGAAUUCCUAUGUUUCUUACUCUUUUCUCGAGGGGCUUAUCCAGAAUAUUCCAGUGUCCAGUUACCUCAGCAUUAACUCGAUGAACGGCACGAUUUACGCGCUGCGUUCCUUUGACUAUGAGAAACUCAAGAACUUCCAGAUCCAUGUACUCGCCCGUGACGCUGGUGUACCUUCGCUAAGCAGCAGCGCCACGGUGAAUGUGAUCAUCUUGGAUCAAAAUGACAACGCGCCGCUAAUUGUCUCACCUUCCGAACUGAGUGGAUCAGCAGCAGUGGAGACUGUGCCCCGGUCAGCUGGCCAAGGGUACUUGGUCACCAAGAUAAUAGCAACUGAUGCAGAUUCCGGUCAGAACGCACGGCUCUUUUAUCAGAUGGUGAAAUCUACUGAUCCAACACUGUUCAACGUUGGACAAAAUACCGGUGAAAUCAGAACGGCGCGCAUUAUUUUUCAGACCGAUACUAUUGCACAAACUAUUUUAUUCUUGGUUAGAGAUAAUGGGCUGCCAAGCCUAUCCAGUACGGCUACAGUGCACAUUACAGUCUUGGAGAACAUCACGGAAAACCUUUCUGAAAGUGAUAACUUGUUGAGCAGUUCAAAUCAUUUCACCGACUUGAAUCUUUAUUUAAUAAUCGUUUUCACUUGCACUUCCGCUCUUUUUCUUGCGAUUAUCAUUCUGUUAAUUGCCAUUAAAUGUAAACAGACCAUGAGUGCUUCCCAGGAAUAUAAUUCAAGGCGUUUUUGUUACAAUAGUGGGGAUCCUCGUGAUACUUUUACUCGAAGAUCUGCAAUGGAGGAAACUUUACGGUAUCCCGGGACUGGCCGGUUAGUCCGCGUGCCGGAAGCGAACCACUACUCGGUUUGCCUGUCUCCUGAAUCAGCGAAAAGCGAUUUUCUCUUUUUGAAGCCAUGCAGCGCUCCCACGUCUUAGGCGCAAUGAUGAAUUGCAAGGAUUUGAUAAUAUUGCGAUUGGCGUUUCAGCGAUUUUUUUUUUAGAUUAUUGAGAUGGAUCACUUUGAGCGGUUUCAUAGAGUCAAACAGCAUCCAAACAGUUAUUCCGGCUAAACUCGUCCAUGACGCCCCAAAUGCCCCCCUAACAGAUAAUCCCUUAGGUCGCGUUUGACCUAUGUCCCACUGAACCUUUCCUAUCAAUGCAUGUAUCUUGUAUCUUAGUGUAUUUUAGAUGUUAUUAAGAUACCUGUCUCAAUUGUCUCUUCUGGAAGGUCGAUCUGUAAACCGAUCACGCUCUGCGCGAAAACAAAUGUCCCUCAGAACCGUAAUAAACCUUUACUUAAAAUGCUGUGCAAUUCAACUGGUCAGGGAACGUCUCAUCAGAAUAUGGAUAGGUGACGUUUCGGGUCAGGAUUCUUCCGAAACUUCACCUCUCCAUUUUACCGGAUUCUACCGGAUAAGCUGAGUUACUCCAGCAUUGUGUAACUACAUUUGGAAUAUAAUAGCAUCUGCGUUUCUUUGUAAUUACAUUCCUAAUACAACAUUCUCCUCUCAACGUAAACUCAUGUCCUUUGCUUCUUGAUUGCCUUUCGCUGGGUAAAUGACCGUGCGCACUCACGCUAUCUAUUCCCCUCAUAAUUGUAUGCAACUCUAUAAGAUUAGCUCUCAGCCUUCUGGCUCCGAGUUUUCCCAAUCUCUCCCUAGAACGUAAGCACUCGAGUCCUGGCAGCAUCCUCCUAAAUGUUCUCUACACUCAUUUCAGGUCACUAACAUCCUUCUUAUGGCCGGGUAUUCAAAGCUGAACACAAUACUCCAAAUGUGUCCGUCACCGACGUCUUAUGCAACUCUAGCAUAACGCCCCAAAGUUUCUACUGAAUAGUGUAGGUGAUCGAAGCCAAUGUACCAAAAGCCUUCUGUACAUGUGACCCACUUUAGGGAACCAUGUACCGGUCUUUCUAGACCCAUCUGCUACAUAAAUGUAGCAGAUGGGUCCAGAAUCAUGCUACAUGUAGCGUAUAAAUUAGCCAGAAAAAGCAGCCUACCAGACGACUGAGAGAAAUUCAGUCCAGCAGAGGAGGACAAAGGGCUUGCUUAGGAAAGGGAAAAUAGAUUAUGAAAUAAAACUGUCAGGGAACAUAAAAACUGACUGCAAACACUUGUAUAGAUAUGUGAAGAGAAAAAGAUUAGUUAAAACAAAUGUAGGUCACUUGCAGUCAGAAACAGGUGAAUUGAUCAUAGGGAACAAGGACAUGGCAGACCAAUUGAAUAACUACUUUGGUUCUGUCUUCACUAAGGAAGACAUAAAUAAUCUGCCGGAAAUAGCAGGGGACCGGGGGUCAAAUGAGAUGGAGGAACUGAGUGAAAUCCAGGUUAGCCGGGAUGUUAGGUAAAUUGAAUGGAUUAAAGGCCGAUAAAUCCCCAGGGCCAGAUAGGCUGCAUCCCAGAGUACUUAAGGAAGUAGCCACAGAAAUAGUGGAUGGAUUAGUGAUAAUUUUUCAAAACUCUUUAGAUUCUGGAGUAGUUCCUGUGGAUUGGAGGGUAGCUAAUGUAACCCCACGUUUUAAAAAGGGAGGGAGAGGGAAAACGGGGAAUUACAGACCAGUUAGUCUAACGUCGGUAGUGGGGUAACUGCUAUAAUCAGUUAUUAAAGAUGGGAUUGCAGCACAUUUGGAAAGUGGUGAAAUCUUUGGACAAAGUCAGCAUAGAUAUAUGAAAGGUAAAUCAUGUCUGACGAAUUUUAUAGCAUUUUUCGAGGAUGUAACUAGUAGAGUGGAUAAGGGAGAACCAGUGGAUGUGUUAUAUCUGGACUUCCAGAAGGCUUUCGACAAGGUCCCACAUAAGAGAUUAGUAUACAAACUUAAAGCAUACGGUAUUGGGGGUUCAGUAUUGAUGUGGAUAGAGAACUGGGUGGCAGACAGGAAGCAAAGAGUAUGAGUAAACGGGUCCUUUUCAGAAUGGCAGACAGUGACUAGUGGGGUACCGCAAGGCUCAGUGCUGGGACCCCAGCUAUUUAAAAUAUAUAUUAAUGAUCUGGAUGAGGGAAUUGAAUGCAACAUCUCCAAGUUUGCGGAUAACACGAAGCUGGGGGGCAGUGUUAGCUGUGAGGAGGAAGCUAGGAGGCUGCAAGGUGACUUGGAUAGGCUGGGUGAGUGGGAAAAUGCAUGGCAGAUGCAGUAUAAUAUGGAUAAAUGUGAGGUUAUCCACUUUGGUGGCAAAAACAGGAAAGUAUAUUAUCUGAAUGGUGGUCGAUUAGGAAAGGGGGAGAUGCAACGAGACCUGGGUGUCAUGGUACACCAGUCAUUGAAAGUAUGCAUACAGGUGCGGCAGGCAGUAAAGAAAGCAAAUGGUAUGUUAGCAUUCAUAGCAAAAGGAUUUGAUUAUAGGAGCAGGGAGGUUCUACUGUAGUUGUACAGGGUCUUGGUGAGACCACACCUGGAGUAUUGCGUACAGUUUUGGUCUCCUAAUCUGAGGAAAGACAUUCUUGCCAUAGAGGUAGUACAGAGAAGGUUCACCAGACUGAUUCCUGGGAUGUCAGGACUUUCAUAUGAAGAAAGACUGGAUAGACUUGGUUUGUACUCGCUAGAAUUUAGGAGAUUGAGAGGGGAUCUUAUAGAAACUUACAUAAUUCUUAAGGGGUUGGACAGCCUAGAUGCAGGAAGAUUGUUUCCGAUGUUGGGGAAGUCCAGAACAAUGCGUCACAGUUUAACGAUAAGGGGAAAAUCUUUUAGGACCGAAAUGAAGAAAACAUUUUUCACACAGAGAUUGGUGAAUCUCUGGAAUUCUCUGCCACAGAAGGUAGUUGAGGCCAGUUCGUUGGCUAUAUUUAAGAGGUAGUUAGAUGUGGCCCUUGUGGCUAAAGGGAUCAGGGGGUAUGGAGAGAAGGCAGGUAAAGAAUACUGCGUUGGAUGAUCAGCCAUGAUCAUAUUGAAUUGCGGUGCAGGCUCGAAGGGCCGAAUGGCCUACUCCUGCACCUAUUUUCUAUGUUUCUAUGUUUCUAUAACACUUCCCAGGACAGCGUCAGACAUUAAAUCGGUCGUGUCCUGCUCUGACUUCACAAAAUGAAACACCUCGCACUUAUCUGCAUUAGAUUGCAUUUGCCAUACUGCAGCUCAUUUGCUCAGUUGAUGAGGAACCUGCUGUAAUUUUUGAUAACUAGCUUUACUAUCUACGUUGCCACCUACUUCACUAUCAUCUGCAUACGUAGUAAUUAAGCUGAGAAAUGACAUUCCACAACAAACCUUGCCUUCCUUUCAUGAAGCCAAUUCUCUAUCCAGUCAGCAUGAUCUAUAGAAUCCGAUGCGUUCUAACCACCCAAAACAGCUUACCAUACGGACCCAUAUCAAGCAUAUAUUUAAGUAAAUAUGUUCUGUCUCUGUGUUUAUUUUUGUUUUCUGCAAUGCACGGGCGAUAUUUUGUGUAUCAGUAACACAAUGUACAGUAGAAUUCGAAAUAAUGUUUGUUUACGUGGAAUGUAUGCAAACCACUAGUUUCUGACUUUCCAACUCAAAUGUUUGAUAUUGGGCCAACUAUCCAAAUAAAUGUAGUACAUGAAUCUUGUUGUAGUACUUCAACGUUUAGCAUCACAAGACAAAGCAUUCUGAGAAUUCAUAUUCAGUUGAACAGUGUAUGUAUUGUUGUUUCGCAGUUCGUCCGAAAUUGGUGAGAUAAACCAGUAAAGUGACAGCAUAAAUGGUAUCGUUUUCGACUGAAGUGUAACGAAAUAAAUAGUUAUUAGGUUACCGGUUAUUCUGUUCCUUGGUAUUACGAAUGCUUGUUAUCACAUGUUAGAUAUAACGUCAUAACUCGAAUGAGAUCGCUCGAAGCAGUACAUC
Molecule: messenger RNA, 6388 nt
Organism: Leucoraja erinaceus (little skate)
Lineage: Eukaryota; Metazoa; Chordata; Chondrichthyes; Rajiformes; Rajidae
Product: protocadherin gamma-C5-like
Exons: 1
Coding region: 148-2535 (795 amino acids)
Biological process (GO): homophilic cell-cell adhesion
Cellular component (GO): plasma membrane
Molecular function (GO): calcium ion binding
Source: RefSeq, a predicted model, not a curated record